GAGGGCUCGGCCGCCAGCGACCGAGCGGGGCCCGGCCCGAGCGGGGCCUGGGGGUGCGACGCCGAGGGCGGGGGAGCGCGCGCCGCUGCUCCGGACCGGGCCGCGCGCGCCGCCUCAGGAACCAUCACCAUUGCUGGAACCGGACAGAAGCCCUAAGAGAAGCCAGUUAUUGGACCAUCUCUCCCUGCAGCCUCUCUGCCUACUGCUUACCAGGAACUUUGAAGUGUGGCCGUCUCUCUACUGCAGCCAUGGGGUCUGAAGAUCACGGGGCCCAGAACCCGAGCUGUAAGAUCAUGACAUUUCGCCCAACCAUGGAGGAGUUUAAGGACUUCAACAAAUACGUGGCCUACAUCGAGUCCCAGGGGGCCCACCGGGCGGGCCUGGCCAAGAUCAUCCCCCCGAAGGAGUGGAAGCCGCGGCAGACGUACGACGACAUCGACGACGUGGUCAUCCCGGCGCCCAUCCAGCAGGUGGUGACGGGCCAGUCAGGCCUCUUCACGCAGUACAACAUCCAGAAGAAGGCCAUGACGGUCGGGGAGUACCGGCGCCUGGCCAACAGCGAGAAAUACUGCACCCCCCGGCACCAGGACUUUGAUGACCUGGAGCGCAAGUACUGGAAGAACCUCACAUUCGUGUCGCCCAUCUACGGGGCCGACAUCAGUGGCUCCUUGUACGAUGACGACGUGGCCCAGUGGAACAUCGGAAACCUGCGGACCAUCCUGGACAUGGUGGAGCGUGAGUGCGGCACCAUCAUUGAGGGCGUCAACACCCCCUACCUGUACUUCGGCAUGUGGAAGACCACCUUCGCCUGGCACACGGAGGACAUGGACCUGUACAGCAUCAACUACCUGCACUUCGGGGAGCCCAAGUCCUGGUACGCCAUCCCCCCGGAGCACGGCAAGCGCCUGGAGCGGCUGGCGAUCGGCUUCUUCCCGGGCAGCUCCCAGGGCUGCGACGCUUUCCUUCGGCACAAGAUGACGCUCAUCUCUCCCAUCAUCCUCAAGAAGUACGGGAUUCCGUUCAGCCGGAUCACGCAGGAGGCGGGAGAGUUCAUGAUCACGUUCCCCUACGGCUACCACGCGGGAUUCAACCACGGAUUCAACUGCGCGGAAUCUACCAACUUCGCCACCCUGCGGUGGAUUGAUUAUGGCAAGGUGGCCACUCAGUGCACGUGCCGGAAGGACAUGGUCAAGAUCUCCAUGGAUGUCUUCGUGCGCAUCCUGCAGCCGGAACGCUACGAGCUGUGGAAGCAGGGCAAAGACCUCACAGUGCUGGACCACACACGGCCCACGGCCCUGAGCAGCCCCGAGCUGAGCACCUGGAGCGCCUCCCGGGCCUCGCUCAAGGCCAAGCUCCUCCGCAGACACAUUAGUCUGAAAGAAAACAGACACUGGAAAAGGACUGAGGAGGAGAGGAAACCAAAUCUAGAGAGGAAGAAAGAGCAGACCAGGAGGCCGGGGCUGUCGUCCCACCGGAAACGGAGCCAGCCCAAGAAGCCCAAGCCCGAUGACCCCAAGUCCCCGGGCGAGGGGGUGGCUGGGGCGGCCCUCCUGGAGGAGGCCAUUGGCGGCAUGAAGGAGGAGGCCAUGCCGGAGGCCGACCCCGAGGAGGAAGAGGAGGAAGCCCAGCCGCUGCCGCCGGGCCGGGAGGCCGAGGGCUUCGAAGAGGAUGGGCGGGGCAAGCUGCGGCAGGCCAAGGCCAAGAGCGACCGGAAGAAGAAGAGCUACGGCCCCCUGCACCCCCACCACCCACUCCUGCCCCAGCUGCCACCGCCCCUGCCCGCCCAGUUCCCCACCGAGGAGGCACCCCUGCUGGAGCUCCCGGCCCCCGGCCCCGAGGCCACCGAGGAGAGCCCCCCACCACCGCCCCUCAACGUGGUGCCCCCCGAGGCGCCCGGCCAGGAGCCGGAGGUGAAGCCGCGCCCCAUCAUCCCCAUGCUGUACGUCGUGCCGCGGCCCGGCCUGGUGGCGGGUGACAAGGCCCGCGUGUCCUGCCAGCAGGCCUCUGAGCACUUUGCCCAGAAGGGCCCCACCUGGAAGGAGCAGGCGGCCCCCAUGGAGCUGACGGGGCCAGGGGAGGAGAGCAGAGCCAGCGAGGUGCAGGCUCCAUCAACCUUUUCCAAGUUGAAGAUGGAGAUCAAGAAGAGCAGGCGCCACCCUCUGGGCAGGCCGCCCACCCGGUCCCCGCUGUCCGUGGUCAAGCAGGAGGCCUCAAGUGACGAGGAAGCCUUCCCUUUCUCUGGGGACGAGGACGUGGGCGACCCUGAGGCCUUGAGGUCGUUGCUGUCCCUGCAGUGGAAGAACAAGGCGGCCAGCUUCCAGGCAGAGAGGAAGUUCAACGCGGCGGCCGCCCUGACGGAGCCCUACUGCGCCAUCUGCACCCUCUUCUACCCAUACAGCCAGUCCCUACAGACCGAGAAGGAUAUUCCCCAGGCCUCCCUUGGGGAGGGGCCCUUCGCCACACUGCCUUCCAAAAGCGGCCAGAAAACGCGGCCGCUGAUCCCUGAGAUGUGCUUCACCUCCAGCGGGGAGAACACGGAGCCGCUCCCCGCCAACUCCUACAUCGGCGACGACGGGACCAGCCUGCUGAUCACCUGUGCCAAGUGCUGCCUGCAGGUCCACGCCAGUUGCUACGGCAUCCGCCCCGAGCUGGUCAACGAGGGCUGGACGUGUUCCCGGUGCGCGGCCCACGCCUGGACUGCGGAGUGCUGCCUGUGCAACCUCCGGGGAGGCGCCCUGCAGAUGACCACCGACAGGAGGUGGAUCCACGUGAUCUGCGCCAUCGCCGUCCCGGAAGUGCGGUUCCUGAACGUGAUGGAGCGCCACCCCGUGGACAUCAGCGCCAUCCCAGAGCAGCGGUGGAAGCUGAAAUGUGUGUACUGCCGGAAGCGGAUGAAGAAGGUGUCGGGCGCCUGCAUCCAGUGCUCCUGCGAGCACUGUUCCACCUCCUUCCACGUGACCUGUGCCCACGCCGCGGGCGUCCUCAUGGAGCCGGACGACUGGCCCUACGUCGUCUCCAUCACCUGCUUCAAGCACAAGUCAGGGGCUCACACGGUCCACGUCCUGAGGGCCGUGUCCUUAGGCCAGGUGGUCAUCACCAAGAACCGCAACGGGCUUUACUACCGGUGCCGCGUCAUCGGCACCACCACGCAGACCUUCUACGAAGUGAACUUUGAAGACGGGUCCUACAGUGACAACCUGUACCCAGAGAGCAUCACUAGUAGAGACUGUGCCCGGCUGGGCCCCCCGCCCGAGGGCGAGUUUGUUGAGCUCCGGUGGACAGACGGCAACCUCUACAGAGCCAAGUUCAUUUCCUCGGUGACCAGUCACAUCUACCAGGUGGAGUUUGAGGACGGGUCCCAGCUGACAGUGAAGCGCGGGGACAUCUUCACCCUGGACGAGGAGCUGCCCAAGAGGGUCCGGUCCCGGCUGUCGGUCAGCACGGGGGCCCCGCAGGAAAGUGUCUUCUCGGGAGAGGAGGUGAAGGCCGCCAAGCGCCCGCGGGUGGGCACCCCUCGCGCCGCGGAGGACUCAGGGCGGAACCCGGACUACCCGGCCUUCAUGCAGAGCCUCCUGCAGGCGCCGUGCUGGCCCGGAGCCCCCUUCUAGGACAGCCGGCUGCCCAGCGACCCCUCCGCCCAGCAAGGCAGGCGCGACGGGCCCUGGCGUGUGCUUGCUGUGGACCCCUGUCCCCGCCUCCCCGGCCCGAGAGGUGACCUCGGCGACAGGAGCGGGCAGGGCGCCGCACGCGCCCCCGGACUCAGGGAGCAGGGCCACGCGCGGCUCUGGGGGGCCGGCGGGGGCACGCGCCGCCCCCUCGACCCAGAUUUGUAAACCACGUAAGCUCUUCUUCUCGAAAAGGUGCUACUGCAUUGCCUGCCUCCUGAGCAGCCUUUGAGAUUGUGACUUCUGUACAUAAAUCACCUUUGUGAGGUUCUUUCUAUAAAUACCUAUUGUUUAAAAAAAAAUGCAAGAAAAAAAAAGGAAAGAAAAGGAAAAA
Messenger RNA from Hippopotamus amphibius kiboko, 3999 nucleotides. RefSeq names its product lysine demethylase 4B (gene KDM4B). Gene Ontology annotation, molecular function: zinc ion binding; histone H3K9 demethylase activity. Gene Ontology annotation, cellular component: nucleus. The transcript is spliced from 24 exons. Gene Ontology annotation, biological process: chromatin remodeling. The coding region runs from base 249 to 3608 and encodes 1119 amino acids. The record is from RefSeq and is a predicted model, not a curated record. Lineage: Eukaryota; Metazoa; Chordata; Mammalia; Artiodactyla; Hippopotamidae.